AUGCCUCCACAGAUCAAACAAGAUAUCAACCGGUCAGGAUGGGAGACCACAGACUUUCCAUCCGUGUGCGAACAAUGUCUCCCCGAAAACCCUUACGUCCAGAUGCUCAAGGAAGACUAUGCCGCCGAAUGUAAAAUCUGCACUCGACCCAUGACUGUCUUUCGAUGGAAGGCGGAUCGGACGUCUCGAACGAAGGCGACAAAUAUAUGCCUGACGUGCGCGCGACUAAAGAACUGCUGCCAGUGCUGCAUGCUGGAUCUUUCUUUCGGUCUACCUAUCGUUGUUCGAGAUGCGGCUUUGAAGAUGGUUGCUCCGGGCCCACAAAGCUCAAUCAACAGAGAGUAUUAUGCGCAGGAACACGAAAAGGAACUGGAGGAAGGCAGGGGAGCUGUUGAGGAAUAUGAAAAGACGGACGAGAAAGCACGAGAGCUGCUACGGCGCCUGGCCAACAGUGAACCAUACUACAAGAGACAGAGGAGGUUAGAGGCCAGUGGAGAGGCCAGCAGCUCCAGGGCGGCUGCAGGAGAAGGGCAACGAUCAUCUGAACCGGAGAAGAUAGGGUAUGGACCCGGCCCGGGUCCUGUGCGGACAAGUGACUUGCGUCGCGGCGCCGGUCGAGGUAGAGGCGGUGGCCGAGGCCGUGGAACACGCCCAUACCCCCCAGUAUCUCAACGACCUCCAGGGCCACAGGACAUCGAACCACCCGCAGACCCCAAUAUCACUUCCUUAUUCAUUACCGGAGUGGAAGACGAUCUCCCCGAACAUGCUCUCCGCACAUUCUUUACCCCCUUUGGUACCAUAAGAUCGCUCGUCUGCUCGCAUAGAUCACAUUGUGCGUUCAUUAAUUUUGCGUCACGGGAAUCAGCAGAAGCAGCGGCAGCCAAGUGUCAGGGCGUUGCGGUGGUUCAGGGGUGUCCCCUUCGAGUUCAAUGGGGAAAGCCUCGCCCGUUGGAUAACAUGGAGAGAGACGAACGGAUACAGAACGCGCGUCAGGGAAGACAAACAGUUGCAGCCGUCAAGGGUGGAGGAAGAAAGGCAAUUACUCAGGGUUCAUCCGCACAAGAGGGAGACGGAGAGUCAGAUAUCAAGACUAGUGAUCAAAGUUACGCCGUGGCACCGCCGCCUGGCCGUGGAGAGGUCCAGUACGCAAGCAUGGCUGGAGAUUGA
This is a messenger RNA of Trichophyton benhamiae CBS 112371, 1167 nucleotides long. RefSeq lists its product as uncharacterized. The transcript has a single exon. Lineage: Eukaryota; Fungi; Ascomycota; Eurotiomycetes; Onygenales; Arthrodermataceae. The record is from RefSeq and is a predicted model, not a curated record. The coding region runs from base 1 to 1167 and encodes 388 amino acids. Gene Ontology annotation, molecular function: U6 snRNA binding; pre-mRNA binding. Gene Ontology annotation, cellular component: Prp19 complex; U2-type catalytic step 2 spliceosome; U2-type catalytic step 1 spliceosome.